CCGGCGCCGGGGGCGGACUCGCGCGCCGGGGCCGGGGCCGGGUCUGGCCGGGCCGGGCUGGGCCGGGCCGGGCUGGGCAGCGCCGGGCAGCGCCCGGGAGGCCGCAAGAUGGCGGAGCUGGGCGAGAUCAAGCACAUGGUGAUGAGCUUCCGGGUGUCUGAGCUUCAGGUGCUCCUGGGCUUCGCUGGCCGCAACAAGAGCGGGCGCAAGCACGAGCUGCUGGCCAAGGCCCUGCACCUGCUCAGGCCCAGCGCUGCGCCCGGUGUCCAGAUGAAGAUCAAGGAGCUCUACCGCCGCCGCUUCCCCCGCAAGAACCUGGGGCCCACCGACCUCUCCCUGCUGGCCCUGCCCCCCGGGACGCCCAGCGGCUCCCCAGGGCCUCUGGCACCCCUGGCCCCAGCCCUCCUGGCCCCUGGGUCCCUGCUGGGCCCCAAGCGGGAAGCGGAUCUGCAUCCCCCGCUGGCGCAGCCUGUGCACCCUGAUGUCACCAUGAAGCCCCUGCCAUUCUAUGAGGUCUAUGGGGAGCUCAUCCGGCCCACCACCCUCGCGUCCGCCUCUGGCCAGCGCUUCGAGGAGGCACAUUUUACCUUUGCGCUUACGCCUCAGCAGGUGCAGCAGAUCCUCACGUCCAGAGAGGUUCUGCCGGGGGCCAAGUGUGACUAUACCAUACAGGUGCAGCUGAGGUUCUGUCUCUGUGAAACCAGCUGCCCCCAGGAGGACUAUUUCCCCCCCAAUCUCUUCGUCAAGGUCAAUGGGAAGCUGUGUCCCCUGCCGGGCUACCUCCCUCCCACCAAGAACGGGGCUGAACCCAAGAGGCCCAGCCGCCCCAUCAACCUCACACCCCUGGCCCGGCUCUCGGCCACUGUCCCCAACAGCAUCGUGGUCAACUGGUCAUCUGAGUUUGGACGGAAUUACUCCUUGUCUGUGUACCUGGUGAGGCAGCUGACGGCGGGGACACUGCUCCAGAAACUGAGAGCAAAGGGCAUCCGGAACCCAGACCACUCCAGGGCACUGAUCAAGGAGAAGCUGACUGCUGACCCUGACAGCGAGGUGGCCACUACCAGCCUCCGCGUGUCGCUCAUGUGCCCGCUGGGGAAGAUGCGCCUGACUGUGCCUUGCCGCGCCCUCACCUGCGCCCACCUGCAGAGCUUCGAUGCUGCCCUCUAUCUGCAGAUGAAUGAGAAGAAGCCCACGUGGACGUGUCCAGUGUGUGAUAAGAAGGCGCCCUACGAGUCUCUGAUCAUCGAUGGUUUAUUCAUGGAGAUUCUUAACUCCUGCUCGGACUGUGAUGAGAUUCAGUUCAUGGAAGAUGGAUCCUGGUGUCCAAUGAAACCCAAGAAAGAGGCGUCUGAGGUUUGCCCCCCGUCAGGGUAUGGGCUGGAUGGCCUCCAGUACAGCCCUGUGCAAGAGACCAGCCCCGUGGAGAGUAAGAAGAAGAUUGAGGUCAUUGACCUGACCAUAGAGAGCUCAUCCGAUGAGGAGGACCUGCCUCCUGCCAAGAAGCCCUGUACCAGUGUCUCGAUGGCCCUCCCAGCCCUGCCUGGGAGCAAGGGGGUCCUGACGUCCACUCAGCAGGCACCGUCCGUGCUGCGGAGCCCCGCUGUGGGCACGCUGGGUGGGGACUUCCUGUCUGCACUUCCGCUGCAGGAGUACCCUCCUGCCUUCCCCCUGGGCGCUGAAAUCCAAGGCUUAGAUUUAUUUUCUUUUCUUCAGACCGAGAGUCAGCACUAUGGCCCCUCUGUCAUCACCUCCAUCGAUGAGCAAGAUGCCCUUGGACACUUCUUCCAGUUCCGAGGGACCCCAUCCCACUUUCUGGGCCCUCUGGCCCCUGCGUUGGGGAGCUCACACCGCAGUGCCGCACCUGCGCCCCCUGCUGGUCGUGUCAGCAGCAUUGUAGCUCCUGGGGGUGCCCUGAGGGAGGCUCAUGGGGGACCCCUUCCCUCCGGCCCCUCUCUGACAGGCCGCCGGCCAGACAUCAUCUCCCUGGACUGAGCGCCCAGGGCCGAGGUGCCAGUACCGCCUCCCUGAAGGGACCCAGUGCUCACUCCCAGGGGCUCAGCGUGGGCCAGAGAGACCCUCCUGGCAAGGCUGGCAACAAAGGGUUAAUAUUUAACCCCUGCUAAGUAACCCUGGGGUGUGUUUUGGGGACUGUUCGUGGCUGGCUGCACCCUCCCUGGGGGUGUUCAUCCAGGUUGUGGAGGCAGAGGAGGCGAGGAGGAGGCUGAGCCUUCAGCCUGGCCUGGAAGGCUCAGGGUCGGGAAGGAACUUUCUUCCGCAACUCAUCCACGGUGCUGCCCUUUCCCGUGGUCAUGGUGCCACGUGCUCUGCGUGUCCCAACCCACUCUUGGCCCUCAGGUGAGAGAAGGGACCCACGUGGACAGAGAACUCUAUUUUGGGCUGCAGUUUUUGUACAUAAACAAGAAAAACCAAAUACUCCAAAGAUGACUACCCGCUGCCUCUGCCUUCCCAGCGUGACUGAGGAGGGGAGAGGAAGCAGGGCCUGGCCACUCCCUGGGUCUCUAUUUAUAUAUUUAAAUUCAUGAUGCUCUUCACACCGGUCAGCCUGAGUCCCAGCUUCUGGAGCUUGUGGCCCUGCAGGUGGCCAGGCUCGAUCUGCACCUUCCUGGGGCUGGAGCCAGGACCCCGCGGCCCCCCCUCCCCUGUCUCUGUUUCCAGGCUCCUCCAGAGCCUCAGAUCUAUGUUGUAAUUUUUACUUUUCAUUCCCAAAGUUGUAGCAAAGUCUUUACCCACAAUAAAAGUUGUGAAUGUUG
This is a messenger RNA of Sorex araneus (European shrew), 2771 nucleotides long. RefSeq names its product protein inhibitor of activated STAT 3 (gene PIAS3). NCBI's taxonomy places the organism in Eukaryota, Metazoa, Chordata, Mammalia, Eulipotyphla, Soricidae. The coding region runs from base 109 to 1992 and encodes 627 amino acids. The transcript is spliced from 14 exons. Gene Ontology annotation, biological process: regulation of transcription by RNA polymerase II; protein sumoylation. Gene Ontology annotation, molecular function: zinc ion binding; transcription coregulator activity; SUMO ligase activity. The record is from RefSeq and is a predicted model, not a curated record.